This is a messenger RNA of Acipenser ruthenus (sterlet), 4921 nucleotides long. RefSeq names its product serine/threonine-protein kinase DCLK1. Gene Ontology annotation, biological process: intracellular signal transduction; axoneme assembly; photoreceptor cell development. Lineage: Eukaryota; Metazoa; Chordata; Actinopteri; Acipenseriformes; Acipenseridae. Gene Ontology annotation, molecular function: protein kinase activity; ATP binding. The record is from RefSeq and is a predicted model, not a curated record. Gene Ontology annotation, cellular component: axoneme. The transcript is spliced from 18 exons. The coding region runs from base 236 to 2434 and encodes 732 amino acids.
AAUAAUACGGCAGCAGAAGAAAGCAUCUGUGCAACCCAGGCUCACCAUCAGACACACAAGCAGGGAAUCAGAGAGCACGACAAAGACGUCCGGCUUUACGCUGCAGUAUCAAUCAACGCAAUACAAUAAAGAAAAGGACGCUUUAAAAACGGUGUGGUCUGUGAAUCUGGCAAAUACAUCUUAGCCAAGAAAACACAGUACAGUACCCGGAAUCAUAGGUUAUAAACCAUUGAAGAUGUCCUUUGAGAGAGACAUGGAGUUUGAGCACUUUGACGAGCGAGAUAAAGCACAGAGGUAUAAUCGAGGAAGCUCACGGGCAAAUGGUUUGCAAAGCCCCACUCAUAGCGCCCAUUGCAGCCUGUACCGAACCCGCACCCUGCAAGCACUCAGCUCUGAGAAGAAGGCGAAGAAAGUUCGCUUUUACCGCAACGGAGACCGGUACUUCAAUGGGAUCGUAUACGCCAUCUCUCCAGACAGGUUUAGGUCUUUCGGUGCUCUGCUGGCUGAUCUAACCAGGGCUCUGUCUGAUAAUGUAAACUUGCCACAGGGAGUGAGGACCAUCUAUACAAUUGAUGGCGACAGAAAAAUCUCCUCCCUGGAUCAGCUGAUGGAAGGUGAAAGCUAUGUGUGCGGCUCAAUAGAAUCCUUCAAGAAACUAGAGUACACAAAGAAUGUAAACCCGAACUGGUCAGUGAAUGUCAAGACGCUGGCCCCCGCCCGCACCUCGCCUUCCCUGGGUGGCUCCAAGGCCAGCCCUGUCGAGGCCAGAGAGAGCAAAGACUUCAUCCGGCCCAAGCUGGUCACUAUCAUCCGCAGUGGCGUGAAGCCCCGCAAAGCCGUCCGGAUUCUCCUUAACAAGAAGACGGCCCACUCCUUUGAUCAAGUCCUCACAGACAUCACGGACGCCAUCAAGCUGGACAGUGGGGUGGUGAAACGAAUCUACACACUGGAUGGGAAACAGGUGUUGUGCCUUCAGGAUUUCUUUGGAGAAGAUGAUAUUUUUAUUGCGUGUGGACCAGAGAAGUUCCGCUAUCAGGAUGACUUCCUUCUUGAUGAAAGUGAAUGUAGAGUGGUGAAAUCUACUUCGUACAAUAAAAUAGCGACGGUGCCAGGCAGGAGUACUGCUAAGAGCCCGGGCUCCUCAAGGCGUAGCAAGUCCCCAGCUUCUACAGGCUCAGUCAAUGGGACUCCUGGCAGCCAGCUGUCUACCCCCCGGUCUGGAAAGUCCCCAAGUCCAUCACCUACCAGCCCCGGGAGCCUGCGCAAGCACAGGAGUUCUCAGCACAGCGGUUCCUCAGUAUCUUUAGCGUCUACUAAGGUCUGUAGCUCAAUGGAUGAAAACGAUGGACCAGGGAGUGAAGUAGAAGUGAUGGAGGAAGGUCCCCAAGUUCCAGCCUCAAUUGCAGAGAGAUACAAGGUGGGAAGGACAAUAGGAGAUGGCAAUUUCGCAAUAGUACGAGAAUGUGUAGAGAGGUCAACUGGCAGAGAAUAUGCUUUGAAAAUUAUCAACAAAAGCAAGUGCAGAGGAAAAGAACACAUGAUACAAAAUGAAGUUUCUAUUCUCAGAAGGGUAAAACAUCCAAAUAUUGUUCUAUUAAUUGAGGAAAUGGACACAUAUACUGAGCUUUACCUCGUCAUGGAACUUGUCAAGGGGGGCGAUCUCUUUGAUGCCAUUACUUCCACUAACAAAUACACAGAGCGAGAUGCCAGUGGGAUGCUGUACAAUCUAGUCUGCGCUAUCAAAUACCUGCAUAGCCUUAACAUCGUCCACAGAGACAUCAAACCUGAAAACCUUCUGGUUUAUGAACACCAAGACGGUAGCAAAUCCCUAAAGCUUGGUGAUUUUGGCCUAGCCACAGUCGUCGAUGGACCUCUGUACACAGUUUGUGGAACCCCAACAUAUGUAGCACCAGAGAUCAUUGCAGAGACUGGAUACGGCCUGAAGGUGGACCUCUGGGCUGCAGGCGUGAUCUCAUACAUCCUGCUCUGUGGCUUCCCUCCAUUUCGGGGAAGCAGUGAGGAUCAGGAAGUCCUCUUUGACCAGAUUUUAAUGGGGCAGCUGGAUUUCCCCUCUCCGUACUGGGACCACAUUUCAGACUCUGCCAAGGAGCUAAUCACGUUGAUGCUGCAGGUGGAGGUAGACCAGCGGUAUUCUGCAUUGCAGGUGCUGGACCAUCCUUGGGUCAAUGAUGACGGGAUGCCAGAGAACGAGCAUCAACUCUCAGUAGCCGGGAAGAUCAAGAAACACUUCAACACAGGUCCCAAACCCAAUAGCACGACAGCUGGAGUAUCUGUUAUAACACUGGACCACGGGUUUACCAUCAAGAGAUCAGGGUCAUUGGACUACUACCAACAACCAGGAAUGUAUUGGAUAAGACCACCGCUCUUGAUAAGGAGAGGCAGGUUUUCCGACGAAGACGCAACCAGGAUGUGAGGAAGAUGUACGGGGCACAGCACACCACCACCACAGCAGAGCUGACCUCGGAAUCAGAAGACUACUCACCCAGCUCGUCGGAGACCGUCCGCUCACCUAACUCACCUUUUUAACACUCCCCUUUGUCAAACAAACAAAGUUGCCUGACCCUUUGAACGCUACAUUUUUUUUUGUGUGUAUUUAUGUUUUAAGUUAUGUUUGAACAGCUACAGCCCUGCAAAGCUUUAUACUUAAUUACAUGUAUUGGUCAGGUUGGAGCUGCUGUAUUGAAUGGAUGAUCUGCAGUGGAGACUAGAAGCAAUGUUCCAAUAACAGUUAAUCCUUCACUCUUUCCAGUUAGAUUGGAUGUCACAUUAAGCAACAGAAAGUGAUGGCACUUACAUGCAAACCAAUCUGUAUAUAUGACUUGGUAGAUCUGAAAUUAUGAUCUGUGUAGUAAAAUGGUCUUGAUCAUAUUAAUUUCAAUAGGUGGUUAUAUAAUACAUGUCCAGCAGGUGGUGUUUGUAUAAAUACAAAUGGUCAGUUCUGGGUUUAACCAAUUAGAGAGAUCAUUUAUUGGGCAGUGUGAAUGCCAGGAGAUAAUUGGUUCCGAGCUAUUUGGAAUUUUAAGACAGCAUUAAAUUAAAAAAAAACAAAAACAAAAACAAGAUUACUUUAAUUUUUGUAUUCAAAUUGGAUUCUAAAUGGAUAACGAAAUUGUUUGACUUUCAAAAUGCAUGCCAAGCAAGUAAAAUAUGCAAAUGAGCUUGAAUGAAUUAAAUACAUGUAUAAUUCCUAAAGAUUCAUCAGCUUUGGCUUACGGAAAUAUAAUGCAAUAAUGAUCAUCACGUAGCCUUUUUAAAUCUUUUUUUUUCUUAAAUAAUCCAUUUUGAGUCCAAAAUGAAUCUAUAAAUGAUAAGGUCUACAGAAAAUAUGCAAUGUAAAAACUUUGUUCUCAGUUGGAGUGCAGAUACACGAAAGUGAAUAGGAUACUUUUUUCUUGCAGUGUAAGUUUUCUAGAACCCUGUGACACGGUAGCCUCACAGCCCAGAUGGUAUUUGCAGGGAGAGGAGACUCAGACACAGAAAGCUGCAAGUUAAAUUGCGCAAAUGUGCUCUUUAAUAAACAAAUAAACAAAAAUAACAGACAAAACACACUGAACAAAAUAAAGGGUACAAGGGCCAAAACAAAAGGUUCUACAAAAACUCACAAACGUAAACAAGACAGCACAGCGUAGACCAUAGACCAGAGACCACCACCUCCACCUCCACCUCUAUCUCUAUCUCUAUCUCUAUCUCUAUCUCUAUCUCUAUCUCUAUCUCUAUCUCUAUCUCUAUCUCUAUCUCCACCUCCACCUCCACCUCCACCUCCACCUCCAUCUCCAUCUCCAUCUCCAUCUCCACCUCCACCUCCACCUCCACCUCCACCUCCACCUCCAUCUCCAUCUCCACCUCCACCUCCACCUCCACCUCCACCUCCACCUCCACCUCCACCUCCAUCUCCAUCUCCACCUCCACCUCCACCUCCACCUCCACCUCCACCUCCAUCUCCAUCUCCAUCUCCAUCUCCAUCUCUAUCACCAACAUGAGUCCUACUAACCUCCUCUAACACCCGUGAACACCUAUUUUAUACACCUGUGGCUGGAGUCUAAUUAAUCAUUUAAUCAUUUAUUCAAUUGUCGGCUCCAGCCACAUUCUCACAUGUUUUGACAGGGAGAAAUGUAGCCUCCUCCCUGCCAACCUAAUAUUUCCCACACAACACGCACCUGUGCACCGGCAGGGCUUUCACCCUGCCACACUGCCACAAACCCAAAUCUCAGACAGGAGUAAACUAGCCACAUUAGCUAACAAUGUGCACUCUAUGCAAACUGGCAGUUAACCAAAUUAAAUCCUGGUAGUCAUACCUUUCUCUAACUGGCAAGGACAUCUGUAUAGGUAUACUCUGGUAGCACUUUGAACUGUUCUUUCACAUUUAAGAGGGAAGGAUUAGCUUCAUAUUGUGUGGUUACUGCAGAUGAGUGCACAAGUAAGAAUGUUUUUUCAUCUUUUUGUAUGAUAUUUUUUAUUUAGAUAAGAUGAUGCCAGGUUUCAAAGGAAGAAUGGGUUAAUUUUUUAUGCUGCAUUGUCGAGGGAUAGCUGUAUUUUUUAUGAAAAAAGGUUAUGCACAAUGCAGAUCUGUGCACAAGUAGAACGGUUAUUGUUUUAAUGAAGCGUUAGUGAUACCGUACUGUAUGUUACAUUUUUUAACUUAAAGGGUGAGGCAAUUUGGAGAAAAGAAAUCGGAAAUGGUGAAUAUUUUUUUUUUCAGUUUUUCUUUUUAUUUAUUUGUUCAAGCUAGGAAAUUGCUGCAAUGAUACAGCAUGUGCACAAUAUUUAGUUCUAGCUCAGGUUAACCCUCUGAGUACUGAGCUGUGUUUAUCUAUCUAUUUAUUUUCUGCACCGCAGAUUGCAGCUACUGGAUGGAAAUAGGCAGAGGGUAUUCAACAGAACUCAAUGGAUCAGUUAUCUU